Messenger RNA from Pseudomassariella vexata, 2223 nucleotides. RefSeq lists its product as uncharacterized. The record is from RefSeq and is a predicted model, not a curated record. The coding region runs from base 1 to 2223 and encodes 740 amino acids. Lineage: Eukaryota; Fungi; Ascomycota; Sordariomycetes; Amphisphaeriales; Pseudomassariaceae. The transcript has 4 exons.
AUGGUUGUCUCCUCUAUGCAGCACCACCCCCACCACUCGCAGGGUCCGGCGCCUCCCCAGCACUUACAGCAUCCUCGACCCUCAAGCAUUGUUCACCAACAACACCAUCAGGCGCCUCCACCGCAGCCGCAGCUUCCAUCCGCGUACUCGUCCUAUCAACCCGCGGGUCAACCUCCCAGUGCUCAGCACGCGCAGGAUUUGCCGUACUACGCUCACCAGAGCCCUUAUAGCACUCCAGGUACGACCAGCGGAUACACAUCCGCAGAUACCUCCGACAUGAUGGCCGCCGCACAAAUGCCCAGACCCUACCCGCCAAUGUCAUAUCACACGCCUCAAUCCAAUUCUCCAGCUUCCGUCGCGUCGCCUUCUGGUCACGACCAGCACCGCAGCAUCUACGGCCAGCCGCCUUCGCAACUCCAACAGCAAUCCAUGUACUAUGGCGCGCAGCAGCCUCAGUACUCGUCGAUGCCGGCACAACCUGCUCCCUCUCCAUACCAACAACACGCCCAGCAACCGCACCAGUCCAUGACAUCGCAACCUAACAUGAUGAUGUCGCACGGUGGACAACCGCAUCAGAUGACCCAACAUGCGAGUCAGCACGCGCAGUCUGGAAUGACGGGUAGCCCGCGACACGCCAAGAUGGAGUCGCAAGUACCACCGCAACUGCAAAGACCGGCCUCUGGUCCUCUUGGUACGCCGCAACAGCACAGCCAGAACGGCCAAGGGCCGUUGUCCACGCCGACGGGAUCUACUCCGGGCGUUAACAAUAACGCUGCUCCGGGUCCUAUUCCGGCGACAACGCCGCUCGUGGUGCGGCAGGACAACAAUGGUGUCCAGUGGAUUGCCUUUGAGUAUUCUCGGGAUCGCGUCAAGAUGGAGUACACGAUUCGUUGCGACGUAGAAUCGGUGAACACGGACGAGCUUUCGGCUGAGUUCAAGACCGAAAACUGCGUUUACCCGCGUGCGUGUUGCGCCAAGGAUCAGUAUCGAGGCAACCGUCUGCAGUAUGAGACAGAGUGCAACACGGUUGGGUGGGCCUUGGCACAGCUCAACCCUUCUCUUCGCGGCAAGCGAGGACUGAUCCAGCGCGCAGUUGACAGCUGGCGCAACAGCAAUCAAGAUCCGCGGCUGCGAAGUCGCCGGGUUCGUCGCAUGGCGAAGAUGAAUAAUCGCAAGGCGGUUCAGACCCCCCAUCCCUCGCACAUGUCCGGCCCCAGUGGUCCGGCAGGGAUCCCCGCCCCUGGCUCCAUGGGCCCUGGUGGGGGACCAGCCAUGGGGAAGCCUGGAAUGAGCAACAUGGGUCCGCAGAUGCACCACCACCACGCGCACGAAGGAAACGCCCAGGGUGGAGGAGACGAAGUCGGGGACGGAGAAUAUAUGGAUGAGGCUCAUCAUCACCACCACCAAGCCCCGGCUGGGCCCGGCUCUGGCAGCUCGGACGACGUUCGUCCCGCCCAGGUCUUCGCCGGCUACCCCCAGCAGUAUCCCAGCACCUCGGCUUCCGGAUCGUCCAUGCCGCCGGUCCACGACGGCAUCAGCGGCUCUUCUCAUCAGAAUGCCAUCGCCGCCAACCACCGCCACAGCAGAGAGGACGACGAGAACCCUUCAGGCUUGUUUCCGGAUAUCCCUGAAGCUAAGAAACGCAAGUUCAUUCUUGUCGAAGACAACAAGCGAGGCUGCCGCCUGCGGGUUCGCGUCACCUUAGAAAGUGUCGACACAAAGGAGAUUCCAGACUCUUUCCGUAAAAGCUCAUCCGUGUUCCCUCGCAGCUACUUCCCGCGUGAGAUGCAGAGCCCGCCACCCAGCGCUACGGGAAGUCGGUUUUUCCAAGACGAUAUGAGCGACGACGAUGUAGAGGUCGAAGGUGGCCGGACUGGACGAUCAAGAGGCAACAAUAGUCGAGAUCGUAUCAUGGUCAAGAUCCCUACUGCCGACGGCUCCGACGCCGAGGUUGCUAUCCCCCGAACUCGUAAGGGCACACGUGGCAGAGAGGUUCGGUUGAACGACCUGGGCUACCGCAUGGCGUGGUUGCAGAGUCGUGUGUUUGCAGGUCGCACCAUUUUCCUGCAAAGAGCCCUGGAUUGUUAUCGCAACAAAACUCGCAGCGCCAUCGAGACCAUGAUGCAAGAUGUGAAGACGGCGGCGCCUCACUACGAAACUCGAAUCGGCAAGAGACGCUGGGGCGAACGCAUGCGACGUGGAGAGAAACGUGAUGAUGAGUGA